AUGUCGGAGGAGAAAAUUUGUUUAAUUUUUUCUGAUAUUUUUGACGACAGGACUGUUCGUUUUCCUUUUCCCUCCAAAACUCUCCUCAUUUCCAUAUCGUUUUUGUUCCUGAAGGUGGUUCCAAUAAAGUCAUAUGAAAUGAAGGCACAUCCUUCAGACUUCCAUCACGCUCAAGAGCAGGUCAAAGUUUACGUUCGGCGCAUUCUUGACGUUUGCGAGCAAGAAAAAGAGAGGGACGAAGGGAAGUUUAAGAGCGUAUGUGCGAACGUGCUCGAUAGAUUAUGGGAUUCAAUUUUCUUUCCUCUCGUUGACGACGACGACGACGACGACGACGACGACGUAGAGGAAGAAAAGGAGAAGGUGGAGGAAAAAGGAGAAGAAGAGAUCGUGAACACGAACGACAACGAAGAGGCUACAAAGAAAAAGAAUAGAAACGACGACCGCAACAACAUCAGAACAGGAGAGAAUACGCGAGAAGAGGAACUGAAAAACGACUUGUACAGUAGAGUUCUGGACGAAGUGCUCCAAGAUGCAAACUUGAACACGUCGAAGAAAACGCGGAAAGACUUGAACCAAAACAACCACGCUUCAUUUUACUCGGAGGAUGUUGAGAAGCCGAAUUUCACCUUAGGGGACUCCUAUGAUUUACUCAUCUCCUGGAUCGUCCAAGAGUGGGAGUAUCGCUUCAAGAACAACGCGGAGGACUCUGCAAAGGAACACGCCGAAAGGCACUCUGCCAGAAUCGAGUACCUCAUCGAUAGAAUAAAAAGAAGAGAAGGAAGGAGAAAGGAUGGAGACGACGAAAAAGAGAAUAAAGCAGCGAUCACUAGAGGUAAAGAAGAUGGCAGAAACAACGUGAGAAAUGUAGCAGAGAAGGAAGAGUACGCAGACGACCGCGAAGAAGAGGAAGAAGAAGAAGAAGAGGAAGAAGAAGAGGAUUGGGAGGAAGCCGAGAAAGGAGCGAAGGGAAGUAAGCUUUUAGAAUUUCAUCGCCACAGUUCAUCGCAAACGCAGACGAUUUUUCAGAAUCGUAUCUAUGAAGCUCACUGGGCGAAGACGAGAUCUAUGGAAGUGAAGCCGGAAGAUUUCCUUGAAAGCGGUAAAGAUCCUGCCUUUACAAAACUAUUCAGAAAACAGGGCGCAAUGGUCUUGAAGCUGCACAACAGUGGUUGGGACGAAAACACAAACGCAAGUACGUUCUUAAACUUGGACUGGAUUAGAAAUACAAGAGUAAAAUUGCAAACUCUCGGUCCGGAUUACCAAUACAUUCGCCAAACGCUUCCAGAUCCGGAAACCGGAAUUUUAAGAAAGUAUCAAGACAUGGAUGGAUAUGAUCCGGCUCGCGCUGAAUUUGGUGCUCUCGUCGAAGAAAUACAAGAAAAUUUUAAGUUUGCGGCGCAGCCGUUGCGGUUAAUGGGUGUCGUUGAGCGCGAGCGGUUUUUUAUCACUCAAAUUCGAAACAAGGUGCAAGCGCAGUACCCAUACUUGCAGGGUGUUGCUGUCGUUGCCAUGGACGGUGGUGAAAAGAAAGCAUUGUCCGGUCUUCCUUCCCAAAAUCCGUGGAAUAUAUUUGACUUUGCUGAAAGACCAACGAGUGUAACUCGUCAGUUGCUAAAAAUUUGUGAGGCAGCGUGUUCGCCGCACGCCAGACAAAUCGCAGAAGAAAAAUUGGCCGGCGAAAAAGAAAACAAAGUCAACAGGUUCAAAAGACGACAAGAAGACGAAAUUGCUAAAACUGGGGCAAAAGCUGUCGAGGGCGAUCUCGAAGCUAGAAAAAGACGAAAUCAACGCAAACGCUUGCUUUCUGGGGAAAAAGAGAAGACUGGCGGAGGGAAGAGAAAAGCUGGGAAAAGCGGAGGAGGAUCAAAAAAAGUAAGCAUCGGCAGCGUUUCCGCUCCGAUGGCUGGCAAAUCCCCACCCAAUUCUUCUCAAGAGGAUCAAUUAAACGACGCAGAGAAACUAGAAUUGGAACAUUUUCAGGAAAGAUUCUUUGAAGCAUCGUGCGAGGCAAGUAAGAAGAAGAAGUGGGGGGCCGGAAUCGUGAAUCCGUGGUUAUACUAUAUGAGUCCAUUUUCUUUUUUCCCGAUGCACUUUGAGGAUUAUGCGCUCGGUUCAGCAAAUGUUAUUGUAGCAGAUCCAUCUACGCAGUGCUGGGUAGUAUGGUAUUCAAUACCGAGCGAGCAAAUUGGUUUGUUACAUGAAUUCCUCAAGGAUACUUUAAAGAGUAAAUACCAAAUCGAUUGCCUGGAAUCGAGAGAGUUAUGGAUCAAUCCGGAAAUUAUAGCAAACUGGAACGCGAGAAGGCUCGGUAACAAUCGCAAGUUGAAAGUCUAUAGACACGUGCAAGGCCCAGGGGAAUACGUCGUAACCGAUUAUGGCUCGGUGCAUUGGGGCGUAAAUUUAGGUGUGGGAUGGAAAGCUGCCGUAAACUUUGCGUAUCCUGAUUGGAGAGCUGCUGCCGAAAAGGUUGAUCUCGAGUACAGAAAGAUUGAAUCGAACGAACACCCAAAGAAACGCCACUAUCGUUGCGCUCCCAAAUUCGGCGUGCAUAACGAGAAAUUAUUCAGCAUGGAGAACGUAUUGGGAAAGGAUGAACUUUUUUCCAAUCAUUGGCAGAAAGAAGAGAAGAAAGGGUUGCACGAGCAAUAA
Messenger RNA from Bathycoccus prasinos, 2649 nucleotides. RefSeq lists its product with no specific name. Gene Ontology annotation, cellular component: nucleus. Gene Ontology annotation, molecular function: histone H3K36 demethylase activity; histone H3K9 demethylase activity. The coding region runs from base 1 to 2649 and encodes 882 amino acids. Gene Ontology annotation, biological process: chromatin remodeling. The transcript has a single exon. Lineage: Eukaryota; Viridiplantae; Chlorophyta; Mamiellophyceae; Mamiellales; Bathycoccaceae. The record is from RefSeq and is a predicted model, not a curated record.